Messenger RNA from Eupeodes corollae, 850 nucleotides. It is a transcript of the gene Grx3, whose product is annotated as glutaredoxin 3. The record is from RefSeq and is a predicted model, not a curated record. NCBI's taxonomy places the organism in Eukaryota, Metazoa, Arthropoda, Insecta, Diptera, Syrphidae. Bases 114 to 761 code for a protein of 215 amino acids. The transcript has 4 exons.
UGACAUAACGAAAAGUGAGGUAAAUGCUAAACUGCUUCGAAACUCACGUAGGCUUUUAACAAAUUACAAAUUAUUUAACUAUCACAUAACUAAAGUAAUAAAACACUCCUAAAAUGUCAGUUAUUGAAAUAAAAAGCGAAGAAGAAUACACCAAACACAUAAACUCGGACAAGACGAGCGUAGUUCUUUUCUCAGCACCUUGGGCAGAACAAUGUAAGCAAGUGCAAGAUGCCCUCGUUGAAAUUUCUAAGCUGGGCUACACAAAUUUGCAAUUUUCCACCUUGGCCGCGGAAACUUUUCCCGAAAUAUCAAUGAAGCAUCAGAUUGAAGCUGUUCCAACUGUAAUAUUCUUUACAAAGGGUCAAGCAGUAAAUAGAGUGGAUGGUGUAAAUAUUGCAUCAAUCAAUCAAAUAUGUAAAGAUCUAGGAUCCAAAUCUGGUGCUGGGAGUGGUGCUUCCCUGGAGGAUAGACUGAAGGCAUUAAUCAAUAAAUCGGACGUGAUGAUAUUUAUGAAAGGAUGUCGUGACGCUCCGAAGUGUGGUUUCUCGAAGCAGCUCAUAGCUAUUGUAAAUGAAAUUGGCAUCCAGUACAGUACGUUUGAUAUAUUAACGGACGAAGAAGUUAGACAAGGCCUGAAAACCUAUUCCGAUUGGCCUACGUACCCACAAGUCUAUGUGAAAGGAGAGCUCAUAGGUGGAUUGGAUAUUAUAAAAGAACUUCUGGCAUCUGGAGAACUUGAAACCACACUGAAAGGAGCUUAGAUCGCAAAAUAUUUUGUUUUUUAUUUUUUAAAUAAAUCUAUCCCAGCCUAUAAGUGAAAAUAAAACUACACUUUUGAACAAAAACAGAA